GAUGCGUGCAGCCCAUCCAAACACAUGCCUCUCAGCCUCCGACAGCACUUUAAUCUCACCCUCACAGACUGCACCUCCGAUGUCGUUCAAAAUGUCUCUGUUUGAGACUUUGGGGGGAUUUAAAUGACUUGCGAGAAACCGCAAUAGCAAUUGAUCACUGAUUCUCUUCUCUUUUGUCCUCUUUAAUGGGUUCACGUUCAGUCCGACAGAAGGGAAUGGAGAUGUUGCGCCGCUCCUCAGUGUUCGCGGCUGAAGUGAUGGAGGUGUUUGACCGCUCUCCCACGGAUAAGGAGCUCGUGUCUCAGUCUAAAGCCUUGUGUAAGGAUUACAUCAAUUCCAGACUUCAUCGGGCUGAAAUCGGAGGGUCUAAACCAGAGCAGGGAUCUGGAGGAACACUGGCUGAGGUGUCUUCAGUCCUUCUGUGGUUGGGUGAUGAGCUGGAGUACCUGCGACCCAAUGUGUACCGCAACGUAGCGAGACAGCUCAACAUCUCCAUUUCCUCUGAGAGCAUAGUCUCUGAUGCCUUUUUGGCUGUCGCUGCAGAAAUCUUCUCUACAGGUGUAACAUGGGGGAAGAUUGUGUCUCUGUAUGCCGUGGCCGGAGCUCUGGCUGUGGACUGUGUUAGGCAAGGGUAUCCAGCGAUGGUGCACACCAUUGUCGACUGCAUGGGCGAGUUUGUUCGCAAGAGCCUAGUGUCGUGGUUAAAGAGGAGAGGAGGCUGGGUGGACAUUACAAAGUGUGUAGUCAAUACAGAUCCCAGUUUUCGUUCUCAUUGGCUGGUGGCAGCUGCCUGUGCCUGUGGUCACUUCCUCAAGGCUGUGGUCUUCUACCUGCUGAGAGAAAAAUAAAGAGCAGCACAAACAAGUGACGAACAGCUGGAAACUCCCAAAACUGGCAGAAGGUGUUCCUAGUCAAUGCUUAAGCCUUUCACUGCUCAUGAUGUGUUUACACUUGCACAAAGUUUGCACUUUUCCUUUAAAGGAUAUUCUUGCGCUCCAAGAUGAAACAAUAUAUUUAAGGCUUUGUUAUGUUAUGUAUUUAACCUGGCCUCUUGCACUCUUGGCAUUCCUUGCUGUUACCAAUUUUAUUGAACCUAAGCUGAGAGGAAGCUAUCAUGACCUUUGUAUUAAAAUAGUGUUCAUGUACAUGAACAAUGCUGCCUAGACCAACUUUUCUUGUCAGAAAGUUUCUCUGAUUAUUAUUAUAUUUUCACUUUCUCAAGUGGUGUGAAAAAUGGCUCGGAGUAUAUCUGUGUGUGAAAUGGAGAUCAGUAUCAGGAUAAUAUUCUUGUAUUUCCCAAGGAAAAACUCCAAAAUACUGUAUGACUGUGGGAGAGAGCCAACAAAGUAGAUUUUGGUUGACUAAUAAUGAAAAAUCGAUUUCAGUUCAUUCCAUACUUCAAAUUUGAGCAUGACAAAUAAUUUUUCUCUAUUAAUUUGUCAUAUAAUUUUCGUGUAAUAUUUUCCCCUAAUCUUAUAUUUGGUGUCGUUGGUGCCGCCUUGAACAAUUGUAAGAUAUUAUGGAGCAUCGCCAUAAUAACUUAAGACUUGAUGAUGUAUCAUUUUUUAUUUCAUUAUUUUGUUCUCUUGUAUAGUUUAUGAAAAUAAUUCUGUGGAAACUGGUUGAACUGAAUGUAUGCAAAAAUAAAAAUAUAUAUAUACUUUUUUCAAAAA
Messenger RNA from Carassius gibelio (silver crucian carp), 1673 nucleotides. Its product is annotated as bcl-2-related ovarian killer protein homolog A. NCBI's taxonomy places the organism in Eukaryota, Metazoa, Chordata, Actinopteri, Cypriniformes, Cyprinidae. Bases 186 to 848 code for a protein of 220 amino acids. The transcript is spliced from 5 exons. The record is from RefSeq and is a predicted model, not a curated record. Gene Ontology annotation, cellular component: mitochondrial outer membrane. Gene Ontology annotation, biological process: intrinsic apoptotic signaling pathway in response to DNA damage; extrinsic apoptotic signaling pathway in absence of ligand; regulation of apoptotic process. Gene Ontology annotation, molecular function: protein heterodimerization activity; protein homodimerization activity.